This is a messenger RNA of Erythranthe guttata (spotted monkey flower), 1581 nucleotides long. RefSeq names its product methionine aminopeptidase 1A (gene MAP1A). Gene Ontology annotation, cellular component: cytosol. Gene Ontology annotation, biological process: proteolysis. The record is from RefSeq and is a predicted model, not a curated record. Gene Ontology annotation, molecular function: metalloaminopeptidase activity. NCBI's taxonomy places the organism in Eukaryota, Viridiplantae, Streptophyta, Magnoliopsida, Lamiales, Phrymaceae.
UGACCAAAAUAACCAUGCCCCUUUUCUAGAAGAGUUAUAAACCCUCUUUUCUGCAAACCCUAGCCCUCUUCCAAUUUUUUCUGUAUCCAAUAAUUGACAAUAACGAUUUUCAUAGCAAGGCAAUUUUUUUUGGAAUAGAAUUACGUGCGGAAAGAGAUGACGGGUGGAUCAGAUGCGGUGGAGACGACGAACUUAUCAUGUGCCAAAUGCGGCAAACCAUCUAAUCUUCAGUGCCCUAAGUGCGUUGAAUUAAAGCUUCCUCGUGAAGGCGCUGCUUUCUGUUCUCAAGAUUGUUUCAAGGAAUCAUGGGGUUCUCAUAAAUCUGUUCACUUGAAGGCCAAGUUAUCUUCCCCUGCACCUGAAAAUGCCGGUGAACAAAAUUCAGGCUUGUCCAAUGAUCCUUGGCUCUACUGCUUGAGGAAAGGACAGUCACGUACAUCGAAGCUUCCAAAUUUUGACUGGACUGGAUCUUUACGACCAUAUCCAAUAUCGAAAAAACGUCUAGUACCUGCUCACAUUGAACAACCUGAUUGGGCAAUUGAUGGGACUCCAAAAAUUGAGCCCAGCAGUGAUUUUCAACAUGUUGUUGAGAUCAAGACUCCUGAUCAAAUUGAGAAAAUGCGAGAAACCUGUCGAAUAGGAAGGGAAGUACUGGAUGCUGCUGCCCGUGUCGUACGACCUGGAAUCACUACCGAUGAAAUUGAUGCUGUUGUUCAUGAUGCAACAAUAGCUGCUGGAGGAUAUCCAUCUCCAUUAAAUUAUCAUUUUUUUCCGAAGUCUUGCUGCACGUCGGUAAAUGAAGUAAUCUGUCAUGGGAUUCCAGAUGCAAGGAAAUUGGAGGAUGGGGAUAUUGUAAAUAUUGAUGUUACUGUUUGCUAUAAAGGAGUACAUGGCGACUUGAAUGAAACAUUCUUCGUUGGUAAUGUCGAUGAAGCAUCUAAACGACUGGUUCAGUGUACAUACGAAUGCUUGGAGAAAGCGAUAGCAAUUGUUAAACCUGGAGUGCGAUUCAGGGAGAUUGGAGAGAUUAUUAAUCGGCAUGCUUCUAUGUCCGGAUUGUCUGUGGUGAGAUCUUAUUGUGGUCAUGGUAUUGGAGAGCUCUUCCAUUGUGCACCAAAUAUACCUCACUAUGCCAGAAAUAAAGCUGUUGGAGUGAUGAAGGCAGGCCAGACAUUUACCAUUGAACCUAUGAUUAAUGCUGGUGUUUGGCGUGAUCGAAUGUGGCCUGAUGGAUGGACUGCUGUAACUGCCGACGGCAAACGCAGUGCCCAGUUUGAGCACACACUUCUGGUGACUGAUACAGGAGUUGAAGUUCUUACAGCCCGUUUGCCCUCUUCCCCAAACGUGUUUCCUUGGCUAAAAUCAUAAGUAUGCUAAUUCGAUCAAGGGAAUCCUUUUACCAUCGUUUUCGAACUGCUUGAUGAGUUUUUAAUGAUUGUUGCCCAUUUGUCGACCGUGGCAAAAUUGUUGUAUUCCUAUAUUUUUUUCCUUCAAAUUUUGAGUUAAUUUUUAUUUAUGUUUGUUAUAAAACGUUUGUAAAAUUAUUUAUCAGAGGAGUUUUGUGGAUUGCACAAUGAUUAA